CUAAAUUAGGGAUUUUCAUCAUUAUACGAAUAGGAAUGGAAUCGGCUGGGUCCCCGGUUCUAAGAAAAGAAGAGAAGGAGCUUGAAAAACCAACGCAACCUACUGCGCUAGUGCGCUUUCUCGUCUUUGUAUUGUUGCAGGUUUUUCUGGAGCAGCUUGAGUAAGAAGAGUUGUAGAAGCCAGAGUUUUUCAAACAAAGUCUACAAUGGCGGCAACUGAUAACAAUAACAACAACAUUCCAGCGACAACGGUUGAAUGGCAUCAGAGACCUUCAAAUCCCAAAAACCCAGUUGUAUUCUUCGACAUAACCAUCGGUUCAAUUCCUGCUGGUCGCAUCAAGAUGGAGCUCUUUGCUGAUAUUGCCCCUAAAACCGCUGAGAAUUUCAGGCAGUUUUGUACAGGGGAAUACAGGAAAAAUGGAUUGCCAGUUGGCUAUAAAGGAUGUCAGUUUCAUAGAGUGAUCAAGGAUUUCAUGAUUCAAGCUGGUGAUUUUCUGAAGGGUGAUGGUAGUGGAUGUGUUUCCAUUUAUGGGACAAAAUUUGAUGAUGAAAAUUUCAUUGCGAAGCACACUGGCCCUGGUUUACUAUCAAUGGCAAAUAGUGGACAGAAUACUAAUGGAUGCCAGUUCUUUAUUACCUGCGCAAAAUGUGAUUGGCUUGACGAUAAGCACGUGGUUUUUGGGAGAGUUCUUGGUGAUGGUCUUUUGGUUGUCAGAAAAAUUGAGAAUGUCGCAACUGGACCAAACAGCCGUCCUAAACUUCCAUGUGCUAUAGCUGAAUGUGGAGAAAUGUAGAACAUAAGCAUAAUUAGUUCAUAUACAAAGGGAAAUUCUUUCAGAUUGUUCAUGUUUAGACGUAAUUUCAUGAAUAUGGGGCGUGGGGCGUGUAUCAGGAUUUUCCUUGCGAAUGUGUAACGUGAUCCAUGUCCCUUAAACAUUUGAGUGUAAACUUCUUGCUAAUCUUACUUGUAGAACAAUUUACUCUUCCGAGGAAGGAGUUUGGGUAUACUUUUUGAUCUGCAUUGAGAGGAAAAGGGCAGAAGCUUUACUAUCGCAGAAUCGUGCAGACAGAAAACUGAUUAAUGUAGAAGAGGUAGAAGUUAUGAACCGUGCUUUAUACAUACUGAAACAAUGAAAGUUUAGGAAGAAUCGUAGCAAAGCUUUGACGAAAACCCGAUCAAGAUUCUAGACUUGGAGAAAUGAGUGAUGGCACAAGCUCUUGAGUUACAUUCUUGAUUCUUGUUCAACAUUUCCGUAAAGGAACUCAUGUUUCCACCAUGCGAGUCAAAACGUGCUCAAAACAAAGUUGAAGUGGUUUCGCCAAGUACAUGUCGAGUAUCAUGUUGUUGAUUGUUGAAGGCAUAUCAAUAUCCUUUGUCGUGCUUUAUGCCAUUGCCUCUUAUGGGUGGUUAAUUUAGUACUCCAUGUUUUUGCUUAAAAAAACAUAAUUUUUAAAUGUCGCCAUGAUGAUUAAAAAACCUUGUAGCCAUGGUUAUAAAGGACUAUUUCAUUUGUGUUAAUAAGGGUAUUAUUAGAGUUGACA
Amaranthus tricolor (Joseph's coat) is the source of this 1541-nucleotide messenger RNA. Its product is annotated as peptidyl-prolyl cis-trans isomerase CYP22. The transcript has 7 exons. Bases 206 to 793 code for a protein of 195 amino acids. Gene Ontology annotation, biological process: protein peptidyl-prolyl isomerization; protein folding. NCBI's taxonomy places the organism in Eukaryota, Viridiplantae, Streptophyta, Magnoliopsida, Caryophyllales, Amaranthaceae. Gene Ontology annotation, molecular function: peptidyl-prolyl cis-trans isomerase activity. The record is from RefSeq and is a predicted model, not a curated record. Gene Ontology annotation, cellular component: intracellular membrane-bounded organelle.